AUGGCAGAUAUUCCAGAAUCUUUAAAACCUUUUGUUACAAACAAACUAAUUCAUUCUACUUGGGCAGGAACUUUUUUAUGUAAACCACAAGCAAUUUUCCAACCUAGAAAUGUUGAAGAAAUUCAAGAAUUAAUCAAACAAGCUAGAUUACAUAAGAAAACCAUUAUGACAGUUGGAUCAGGUCAUUCACCAAGUGAUUUAACCAUGACUAAAGAAUGGUUGUGUAAUUUGGAUAAAUUUAAUCAUGUAUUAUUAGAACAACCUUAUUAUGCACCAAAAUCAAUUACUGAUAAAACCCCUGAAAUUAAAUUUGUUGAUUUAACAGUUGAAUCUGGCAUAAGAAUUUUUGAAUUGAAUGAAUAUUUAAAAAGAAAUAAUUUAGCAAUUCAAAAUUUAGGUUCAAUUAGUGAUCAAUCUAUUGCUGGAUUAAUUUCUACUGGUACUCAUGGAUCAACUCAAUAUCAUGGAUUAAUUUCUCAACAAGUAGUAUCAGUGAAAUUUUUGAAUUCAAUUGGAGAAUUAAUCACUUGUUCUAGUAUUGAUAAACCAGAAUAUUUCCGAGCCAUUUUAUUAAGUUUAGGGAAAAUAGGAAUAAUUACUCAUAUCACUUUAAGAACUUGUCCUAAAUAUACCAUUAAAUCAAAACAAGAAAUCAUUAAUUUUGAAACUUUAUUGAAUAAUUGGAAUAAUAUUUGGUUAGAAUCAGAAUUUAUAAGAAUUUGGUGGUUCCCAUAUACUAAUAAAUGUGUCUUAUGGAGAGCUAAUAAAUCAAUUGAUCCAUUAUCUGAUCCAAGACCUUCAUGGUAUGGUACUAAAUUGGGAAGAUUUUUUUAUGAAUCUUUAUUAUGGAUUAGUGUUAAAUUUUUCCCUAAAUUGACUCCAUUUAUUGAAAAAUUUAUUUUCAAUCAACAAUAUGGUAAAGUAGAAACUUUAGGUAAAGGUGAUAUUGCUGUACAAAAUUCAGUAGAAGGAUUAAAUAUGGAUUGUUUAUUUAGUCAAUUUGUUAAUGAAUGGUCAUCUCCAUUAAAUUCUGGUCCAGAUAUAUUAAUAAAUUUGAAAAAAAUCAUUAUUGAUGCUGCUGAAAAAAAUGAUUUUUAUGUUCAUGCUCCAAUUGAAAUAAGAUGUUCUAAUGUUACUUAUUCUAAUGAACCAUUUAUUGAUGAUAACAAUAAGAAAUCAUUAUAUCCAUCUCAAGAAUGGCUUUCAAAUCGUUCCAAAACUAGUGCUGGACCAAUUCCUGGUAACAAUUUACGACCAUAUUUAGAUAAUUCUCCUAAAUUACCAUAUUGUAAAAAUGAUAAAAUUACAAAUGAUCAAUUAACUUUAUUUAUUAAUGCUACAAUGUAUCGUCCAUUUGGUACUAAUGUUGAAACUCAUAAAUGGUUUCAAUUAUUUGAAAAUGUUAUGAGUAAAGCUGGUGGUAAACCUCAUUGGGCUAAAAAUUUUAUUGGAUUAACUCAAGAUGAAAAAUAUGAUAAACUGUCAGAUUUAAAAACUCAAUUGGAAUUUGGAGGUAAACCAUUUUAUACCAUGUUAGGAUUUAAACCGGUAAUGAAAAAUUGGUUUGGUAAAGAUUUGAUUGAUUUUAAUAAUGUGAGAAAACAAACUGACCCAGAAGGUGUUUUCCUUUCUGGUAAAGUAUGGGCAGAAAGAAAUGGGAUUUUAUUAGACUAA
This is a messenger RNA of Candida dubliniensis CD36, 1674 nucleotides long. RefSeq names its product D-arabinono-1,4-lactone oxidase (gene ALO1). The record is from RefSeq and is a predicted model, not a curated record. Gene Ontology annotation, cellular component: membrane; mitochondrion. Gene Ontology annotation, molecular function: FAD binding; D-arabinono-1,4-lactone oxidase activity. NCBI's taxonomy places the organism in Eukaryota, Fungi, Ascomycota, Pichiomycetes, Serinales, Debaryomycetaceae. The transcript has a single exon. Bases 1 to 1674 code for a protein of 557 amino acids.